This is a messenger RNA of Cydia pomonella (codling moth), 936 nucleotides long. Its product is annotated as brachyurin-like. The record is from RefSeq and is a predicted model, not a curated record. NCBI's taxonomy places the organism in Eukaryota, Metazoa, Arthropoda, Insecta, Lepidoptera, Tortricidae. The transcript has 5 exons. Bases 20 to 892 code for a protein of 290 amino acids. Gene Ontology annotation, molecular function: serine-type endopeptidase activity. Gene Ontology annotation, biological process: proteolysis.
AACACAGUUCUUCCAUAUAAUGAAGGUGUUAGCUGUAUUGUUGACUUUGGCUAUUGCUGCCUCAUACGCAGAUUCUGCUAGAGAGGUAUCUGCUAUAGGUUACCAUGGAAAGAUUGGUAUCCCUUUGGCUAGGAAGAUCAAACUGGCUGAAGAACAGGCACAACUAACACCGGAAGGUCAAAGGAUCGUAGGCGGCUCUAUUACAGAUAUCAGUCAAGUUCCCUAUCAAGUUGGUCUCGUCAUCACAAUCCUCUGGAUUUUGACAUCAGUUUGCGGUGGUAGCCUCAUCUCCACUACCCGUGUGCUUACCGCUGCCCAUUGCUACUACGAUGGAACCUUCACCGCCAACUCUAUCCAAACUGUCCAUGGAUCCAACUUGCUGUUCACCGGCGGAGUGCGGCACACCACUAACGAUAUUGAGCUCCACCCUAACUGGGAUCCCGAGAUGGUUGCUAAUGAUAUUGCUAUCAUUCGUAUCCCUGCUGUCACCCUUUCUAAUGUAAUCCAGACGAUCGCUCUGCCUUUCAAUGAUGCUUCAAAUCUUUUUGUUGGAACUAACGCGCUCGCUUCUGGAUACGGCCUACAGUCCGACGGUGGCAGCAUCAGUAUCUUCCAACGUCUAAAUGCUGUCACUCUCCCCGUGAUCGCCAAUAGCGUAUGUGAUGAAGUCUACAGACCCUACAUCACCAAUACGAAUAUUUGCACCAGCGGCGCCGGCGGACAAGGAACGUGCAGCGGUGACUCCGGUGGUCCCCUGGCUCUUAACAUUAAUGGCGUUCCUACACUGAUCGGUGUGACAUCGUUCGGCUCGUCUGCGGGUUGCGAAGUCGGUCUGCCUGCUGGUUACGCCAGAGUCACGUCCUAUGUGUCUUGGAUUACUUCCGUGAAUUAAUUAAUUCAAGAUGUAAUGAAAAUAAACUGUGCUUUUUUAUGAUA